GGCGUCGCACCGGUCCCCCAUGAGGCCACUUCCGGUUACUAGGCCGCACUCUUUUUAGCGCCUUUUUCGCGGGUGUCGUCGCCGACCGAGGCCGGGAUGCGUCUCUUCAGGGCCGGGCUCGGCUUCCUGCUUCGUCCGGGGGGCAUCCUCCGUGGGCCGGAGCGACCUUUGUACCAACAGGGCCAGAGCCCCUCGCCCCGCACCCGAGAGUACUUCUACUACGUCGACCACCAGGGCCAGCUUUUCCUGGAUGAUGCCAAAGUCAAGAACUUCAUCACGUGUUUCAAAGAUAAGCAGUUCCUCGUAUUCUUCUUCAAGCAACUCAAGGUGAACCAGAGCGGGCGCUACGAAGACUCCUUCCCCUACCUCUCUCCUUGCGGUCGGGAACACAACUAUAUCCGCUGCGAUGAUCUGCCUGUCGUCUUCACCCACCUCCUCCACGGGGCGUCUAAUGAAGAGCUGUUGUCUUACUGCGGUGGAGCAGAGAAGCUGGCAGUGCCUUUCCAGCCAGAGAAGCUGGUGAUGUUGCCUGAAAAUGGACGCGUCUACCACCCAGGCCCAGAGAAGGCUGGUGGAGUGGGGCUGGUGAAAUCAGCCUUGGCCUUUGAACUAAGUCCCUCUUUCGAGUAUGAGCAGGGACCCGGCCAGCCACCCACCCAUUUUCGUUGGCAGGACAAACGCCAUGCUCUCACCUAUGAGCUGCUGCCAUUAAUUCGAGGCAAAGAGAAAGAGGGGGACUAAGAGGACCACUCCUUGGAAUGGUUGAGUUUGCCAACUGUUGGCCUGUAAUUGUUCCAGAAUAAUUUAGGAGUCCCUGUUACCUGCCUCCAUGGCAAGUGAAGCAGCGCAAGGGAACCUGCUUCCCAGCAUUCCAUGUGCCUUCUCCUUUAUCCAAGCGGAUGGGCUGAUCAAUCCCUGUAAGGCUUCUAUCUAGCACUGGCCACUUUCUUGGAAAUAAUCACAAUAAGAGGUGCUUGGAAUAAAAUGAUUCUGCCUCUUCUGCUGUAGAGUGGUACUGUAUAUGUUCAAGCUGUACAAGGGAUGUGUGCUUCAGAGUUUUUCAUCCAGUUACCUUGGAGACUCAGUGAGUCUAUGUAGCUGUGGUUGUGGAAGGAGUACUACCACAGAAUCAUAGAAUCAGAAUCCUAGACUUGGAAGAUACCCCCAAGAGUCAUCUAGUCCAACCCCAUUUUGCCAUGCUGGAAUACACAAUCAAAGCACCUCUGACAGAGAGAAACUGGGCCAUAUUGCGUGCAACUGAAAAAGUGGAGUGACAGAAAAUUAAUCAGAAGUGUUCCUGCCAAAUCAGAACAGUUAGAAGGUAUGAUGUUGUGGUUUGCUGGUUUUACUUUGUAAAUUGCCUCCAGGUAUUUUGAGAAGAAUAAAGGGCCAUGACAUACCUUGA
Messenger RNA from Sceloporus undulatus (fence lizard), 1405 nucleotides. It is a transcript of the gene C4H8orf82, whose product is annotated as chromosome 4 C8orf82 homolog. The record is from RefSeq and is a predicted model, not a curated record. The transcript is spliced from 3 exons. Bases 97 to 741 code for a protein of 214 amino acids. Lineage: Eukaryota; Metazoa; Chordata; Lepidosauria; Squamata; Phrynosomatidae.